Paramisgurnus dabryanus is the source of this 2490-nucleotide messenger RNA. RefSeq names its product inositol monophosphatase 2 (gene impa2). Lineage: Eukaryota; Metazoa; Chordata; Actinopteri; Cypriniformes; Cobitidae. The record is from RefSeq and is a predicted model, not a curated record. Gene Ontology annotation, biological process: inositol metabolic process; phosphatidylinositol phosphate biosynthetic process; signal transduction. Gene Ontology annotation, molecular function: inositol monophosphate 1-phosphatase activity.
AACACAUUCAACCGUUUAUUAACUAACGUACCAGAAAGUGCUUUUGUACCACGAUGAACUGGUCACAGCUUGUUGGUUUUGAAUGAUGGUUCAUUAUGUUGCGUAGGCCUCGACUGUACCAUUCGCUCCCGUAAACACGGCCAUUACAUCAGAACAGAUCCAGGAGCCGAUGAACGGAAACCGGACAUCAUUGUAGCGGGCGAGAGAUGCUCUGAAGCGCUGCCAUCACAAGCGCUUUAACCCCGACGCGUCUCUCGCCAUGGAGGACUGGAGCGAGUGUUUGGAUGUGGCCGUGCAGAUCGCCCAGAGAGCGGGACAGGUGGUCCAUGCGGCGGUGAAGCAGGAGAAGCGUGUAAGUAGCAAGAGCACACCUACAGAUCUGGUGACAGAGGCUGACCAACAGGUAGAAGAGCUCAUCAUCUCCACGCUCAGACAGAAAUACCCCUCACACAGGUUUAUCGGUGAGGAGUCCUCUGCUGCGGGGGUGAAGUGUGAACUCACAGACAGCCCCACUUGGAUAAUAGAUCCCAUAGAUGGCACGUGUAAUUUUGUGCACAGUUUUCCCAUGGUGGCAGUAAGUAUCGGAUUUGCAGUAAGGAAAGAGCUUGAGUUUGGUGUCAUAUUCCACUGCUUUGAUGGGACACUGUACACGGCACGCAAAGGACAUGGAGCGUUUUGCAAUGGUGUGCGACUACAUGUUUCAAAAGAAAAAGAUGUGUCCAAGGCUCUGAUUUUGACAGAAAUCGGGGCAAAGAGAGAUCCCACAACACUGGAUAUCUUUUUAGGAAAUAUGAAGAAAUUGUUGAGCGCACCGACUCACGGUGUGAGGAUCAUUGGGAGCUCAACACUGGCACUGUGUCAUAUAGCCAGUGGGGCGGCAGAGGGCUAUUACCAGUAUGGCCUGCACUGUUGGGACAUCGCAGCGGCUGCAGUCAUUAUCAGGGAGGCAGGAGGCUGUGUUAUUGACACCACAGGUGGUCCGCUAGACCUCAUGUCCAGACGUGUGGUGGCUGCUGGCACCCGUGAGAUAGCAGACUAUGUGGUAAAACAGCUGCAGCCUAUAAACUAUGCCCGUGAUGAUGUCGACCCAAGCACCCAGGCCUGAGUGACAGCGUGACCUCCGACCCCAUCCUAAGUCUUUUACCUCAGAAUGCACAGUCCUGCCACAUCUGCAUUUGUGUCCAUUCAUUGCAAUGUUUCAUACGUUUUUAUGAUUUAAUAUUUAGAUUGUUUGUAUGCAUUCAUACUGGUCACAUCACGCUUCAGUUUUCACUUUUUUAUUAGCUUUUCAUUAAACACUUUAUGUACAGUUCAUGAUCUGAGUUAGCCUAGACAUCUAGACGCACCCUAGCGGCCGCAAAAUAUAUUUGCUGCCAGGGUUUAGUCUAGGCACUCACAAUACACUUAACCGGUCCAAAAACCAAAAUUUGGUCAGGCCAAUCACAUCGUGUGUAGCGUCUGUGGGGCGGGCUUAACAUGAUGACGACAGAGCUGCAACGGUUCCUACUUGAAAACAAAGAAUGGCUGCUGCUGCUGGCGAACAGCUAUCUUUUGAAGCGGCUUUGGCCGCGACUCUGGAGGACUUAGACUUAUGUUUUUCUUUGAGAGAAGAGCAAAUAAACCCUACUAAAGUCCUUUUUAAGCAAGAAAGAUAUGUUUGGAGUUUUGCCGACUGGUUACGGUAACUACGUCACCUUCUUCGUGCUCUGAUCCGUCAUAGCGCUAUCCUAUUGCGUGCAGAGGCAUUUUGAGGGACAACCUUAUAUCCCGCCCCUUGCAUUGAGCCGUUUGUGUGAAGAGUUGCCAGACCUUACAUCUUGAUGUAGGUCUGGCUAACCAGACUAGAUCUGAGUUUCAGAUGCCUUUAAAUUGCAGAUGAUGCCAAAUUCAACCAUUAUUCACAUACAUUAUCCAUCAUAUCAGAAACUAUUAUAAUUUCUCAAUACAUCCAAUAAUUUUUUUUUUCUUAUAAUGAAUGAUCUAACAGACAACAGUUGACCAAAACAUAGAAAUCUGUAUUUUAGUUUCCACAGUUUUUUAUAUUUUAUUCUGCCUGUGUUAAUCUCAGUGAAAACCACUUUUUACUCACUGUGUGUACAGUAUCAGGGUAACAAUCCUACUGUAUAACAAUUUUAAAGCAUAUACAAUGAAUGCUUAUUCUUCACCAUAUUCAGUUAUGAUUGCCUUUGAAACAGAAACAUUUUUGCUUUUGGAAGUACAAUGCAAGAAGUAAAUGCCUCCUUAUUCAAUAACAGAGAUUGAGAAACACCUCAGUUUUGUAAUCUAAUUUUAAUGGAUCAAACUGAUAUUACACAUUCUCUGCUUUUCAUGUUUGAAAAUUUAAUGCAUCAGGACACAGUUCAUCACCAACACUUGUAAGACGUUGUCUCAAUAUGCUCACAUUAGAUAGAAGAAUUAAAAUACAAACGUCUUGAUUUAUUGAGUAAAUUGUGUUUGUUAAAUCAGGUGAAAAUUAAAUGUGACAUUCUG